AUGAAUGGCACUAAUAUAAUAUUUUCAGCCUUAAAUUCAUAACCAGAGAAUCUUCAAAUUGAAUUAUAAGCAGAACAUCAUAAUGAAUAUGAAAAGGAGUAUUUGGAGGCAGAUUUAGUAACAAGAAUAAAAACUAGAAAUCCCAGUACAAAUAAUUUCACAAUUAAAUCAACAACAAAUAUAGACACUCGCAGGAAUUGUGAACCAUUAAUCAAUCAAGAUGAAGAUAAGAAAACAAAUACAUCCAAAAAGACAGGCACUAAUUUCAUGAAAUAUUUUUAUCUGAAACGAUUCAUUUAACGCAUCAGAAACAGCAGAACUAAGUUGUCUAUUGUCAAUGAAAAUCAUAUCAAAUUAAUUAACGAUAAUUCGAGUGACAGUUAAGUGAUGAUGUAAAUUCUUAAGCUAAACAAUCAUCCGCAUUUUCAAAUACGAAAUGUGACCAAAUUGUUUCGUGACAAUACACUCUCCUUCUAUGAACAUCCAUUCAUCCUGUGGAUAAGAGAAAAAUAUUAAUUAAGUAGGAAGACUAUUUAUGAAAUUUUAUCCAAAAUGCCAUAAAUACAUCCUGAAUCACUGAAGAAAAUCGUUUGGGAUUACUGGACCAUUCUUUUUAGGUUGCUCCUAUUAAUAUUGAUUCCAUUAGAAAUUGCCUACAAUCCACAAAUCUUAUUUGACAAACUGAUGGGCCUCACUCUUACUAUCAUCAUUAUCUUAAUUAUUGACAACGUAUUAAGAAUGAAUACCAUUUGUUACUCUAGUGGAUAGGCAGUUUAUGAUAGAUGGCAAAUAAUAUAAAAUAAUCUAAAUCUACAAACAAUGUCAGACUUCGCGUUAAUAUUUUUAUUAAUCUACUUUAUUAAUAAUUAAGGUAAUUAAUUUUAAUAUUUAAUGCUUUUAAUAUCACUUACGCAGCACUUUUAAAUCAAUUAAACAUUAUAGAAAAGCGAAGAAUCUCAAUAUUUCACAAAAAAAUAAAAAGCAUUUAUCAAUUUAUUUAAAUUGCUAAUCUACUUGAUCUAUGUACUUCACUUGUUUUCUUGUAUAUGGUUCUUCAAUAGUUCAUUAAAUUACGGUAAUUCCUGGAUUACCUUGAAAGAAUUAGAUCAUCAAUAAUGGCAACUCUAAUAUUUAGAAGCCUUCUAUUUUGCCAUUGUCACCAUGCUCACUAUUGGAUAUGGUGAUAAUGUGCCUAAAACUUGGAAUGAAAAAAUUGUUGCAAUAUUCUUUAUCCUGAGUGCUUGUCUAUGGUUUUCCUACAGUAUUAAUGCCAUUGGAACAAUAAUAAAAGAAAUCAAUCAGCAUUUCAUGGAAAGAAGCAGAAAGAUUAGAGUUAUCAAUAGAUAUAUGCAUCAAAGGAAUAUCCCUUUCUCCUUGCAAUACAGAAUUAGGGAAUAUUUGACUUUUAGAUGGAAGGAGGAAGCAGAGAUUGAUUUGUAAUAAGAAGAAACCUUAUUAAAUGAGCUAUCUGAAGAAUUGAAAUAGGAUUUAAAAAAAUAAGCUAAUAAUGUAUUUUUCAAACAUUGUGAUUUUCUAUUUAAGAAUUUCAGUUUGGAGUUAUAAAAUUCCCUAUCUCCUUUUAUUAAAAGAAAAAUAAUACAACCUUAGAAUACAUUCUCCAUUUACACUCUUAGCGAUGUCUAUUAACCUCAUCUGUGCUUUGUAGAAUAGGGUUAAUUGCAAUAUCAAAAUGUUCUUAAUGUUUCAUUGAAGAGUGUUUAGAAUCAAGGAUAGUUUUUGGAAGUUUCAGAAUUCAUCGAAGAAAAUGAUAAUGCCUAAACUUUUAAAGCAAUUGGGUAUGUGAGUUUACUUGUUUUAAGCAAGUCUGAUUUUACAACAGUAAUUAGAUAAUACCCCAAAGAUUAUUAAAAGUAUUGUAAUUUAAAAGAUUAAUUUAUUCUUUAAGUUAAUAGUAAAAAUUUAAUAUUCGAAUAAUAUUGUGCAGCCUGCAAUAUUAAUACUCAUGGUUUGAAAGAGUGUCCAAACUUAUUUAUAAGCAUUGAUAGAGAAUUAAUAAUCAAAAGACAUUAAUAUUCAUAAGAUUAGCAGAGAAGAUUUAAUAAGAGAUCUAAAAAAAGAGGAAAGACAUCCUUUUCAACUAGGUGUGAUAGAGAGAUCAUAGAAUAAUUUGCAAUUUACUUUUAAAAUGAAUAACCAAAAUUAGUUUAGAAUUAGUUAUCAAAAUAAUUGAUUCAAGAAUAGGAAUUUGACGAGGCUAAAUCUGAUAUUAAUGACUAGUCUCCAAUAAAUAAGACAUUUCAUUUUAAGAGAUAGGAAUCUAUUUAAUUACCUAGAUGCUCUUUGUAAAGUGGAGAAGCAAUUUCAAUUUAGAGGUAAAUAAAUAUCAACGACUCUAUUGCUUCAAGUGAUAAUUAUUCAAUCUAAAAUUUGAAAUUGUCAACCAGGUAAUAAUGCAUGCUUACUGCCAAUAAGUUUAUGAGUGCAAAACUAUCAAAAUACAAAAAGAUGUGUAAUUAAUAAAAUCCAAAAAUUGCUUUGAUUGAUACUGAUGAAUCAUUAAAGAUUGACAUUUAGGAUUGUAUUUAUUAGAAUAUUGAAUUAUUGUACCAUAAAAUCUUCAAUGAAGGUGCUUCAAUACCUUUAGAUAGAUCAGUAUAGGAUCUUUAAAUUUUAUACUUUUCACUUAAAGCAUAAUAGGGCGUUGAGUAAUUUGAGGUUGUCAAAAAUUUUAGUUUUUACAUGGUUCAUCAUAAUAUCGAAAACAUUAUAUUAUAAACAGAGCAGAAAUUUCAUGCUUUGCUUUUGAAGCCUAUCAAUUAACUUAUUAGAUUUAUGUACUAUCCAUAUGAGUUUAUUGUGAAAUUUUAAAAGAUCAAAACGUAGAGAUUGAAAUUGUUGAACAUUUACAAGAAACGAUCUAUUAAGACUUUGAAAUAGAAACAAUCAAAAAUCAAUGAUUUGGUAAGGAAAUGGGAGACUCCUAGAAAGUCCUAUCGUUUGAGUGUGAUAAUACCAAAUAAUGAAUAAUGA
This is a messenger RNA of Paramecium tetraurelia, 2991 nucleotides long. RefSeq lists its product as uncharacterized. Lineage: Eukaryota; Ciliophora; Oligohymenophorea; Peniculida; Parameciidae. The transcript has 4 exons. The record is from RefSeq and is a predicted model, not a curated record.